Messenger RNA from Entrophospora sp. SA101, 201 nucleotides. Lineage: Eukaryota; Fungi; Glomeromycota; Glomeromycetes; Entrophosporales; Entrophosporaceae. The record is from the annotation of a GenBank genome assembly.
AUGAAAAGCAAUUUCACAGGUGUUGAAUCUAGUGAUUAUGUUGUAUUCAAUAAAGAAGAUCAUGCAAAAGAAGCUUUGAUAGCAGCUGAUCAUCAUCAAAAUUCAAAGCUAGUAGUCUAUUCAUUAGAGUGCAUUAUAACAGUUUCAUCAUAUAAAUUCAAGGACAAAGUUUAUAUUUUAUUUAUGUGGAUAACUCAUUAG